CAGUCGUUCAUGGGGAAUAAAGGAUUAUGUGGUGCUCCAUGUUUCCAUUUUUCGGAAUGUAAAAUUGAAAAAUCCCGAAAAUGGAAUGCACAUAUUGUGUUGACAUAUAUUUUAUCUGCAGCAAUAGUUGCCACCCUUCUUGUGGCAUUCCUUUGCAUCCUAAAAUUCCGGAAGCACAAGGUGGUCAACAAUUCAGAGGUGGAUCAAUCGGGAGCAAGAUGGAGAAGAAUAUCAUACUAUGAAAUUCAGCAAGCAACAGAUAGGUUCAAUGAUGGCAACUUGCUUGGUGUAGGGAGUUUUGGAAGAGUGUAUAAAGGAGUACUCUCAUAUGGGACGAACGUUGCAGUGAAAGUGUUUAAUCUGGGACUAGAAGGAGCAUUCAGGAGUUUCGAUGCUGAAUGUGAGAUAUUGCGCAGUGUCCGCCAUCGAAACUUAACCAAAAUCAUUAGCAGCUGCAGCAACAUGGACUUCAAGGCAUUGAUCCUAAGCUACAUGCCUAAUGGGAGUUUAGAGAGGUGGCUUCACUCGGAACACCAUGGCUUGAGUAUGAUCCAGAGGCUAAACAUAAUGAUAGAUGUUGCAGAAGCAAUGGAUUACCUGCAUAAUGGUGGUUCUGUACCAAUUAUACACUGUGAUUUGAAACCCAGCAACAUAUUACUAGAUGAAGACAUGGUUGCCCACGUGACUGAUUUUGGCAUUGCAAAAUUGCUGAGUGGGGAUGACUCCAUCACUCAAACCAUGAACCUAGCCACAAUAGGCUAUAUGGCCCCUGGUGAGUUUCUUAUUUAA
This is a messenger RNA of Arachis ipaensis, 789 nucleotides long. The record is from RefSeq and is a predicted model, not a curated record. NCBI's taxonomy places the organism in Eukaryota, Viridiplantae, Streptophyta, Magnoliopsida, Fabales, Fabaceae.